Messenger RNA from Salvelinus sp. IW2-2015, 1125 nucleotides. RefSeq names its product N-acetylated-alpha-linked acidic dipeptidase 2. NCBI's taxonomy places the organism in Eukaryota, Metazoa, Chordata, Actinopteri, Salmoniformes, Salmonidae. The record is from RefSeq and is a predicted model, not a curated record. Gene Ontology annotation, molecular function: carboxypeptidase activity.
GAAAACGCCAAAGUGCUGCAGCAGAGAGCAGUGGCUUACAUCAAUGCAGACUCAGCGAUAGAGGGUAUGUACACAUUGAGGAUAGACUGCACUCCCUCUCUCCACACCUUGGUGUACGACAUCACCAAACAGGUGUCCAGUCCAGAGGAGGGAGAGGAGGGGUUGUCUCUGUAUGAGAGCUGGCACAAGCGCGACAACUGGACAGAUGACCGCGAUGCACCCCGGAUCAGUAAGCUGGGUUCAGGCAGUGACUUUGAGGCGUAUUUUAUCCGACUGGGCAUCGCAGCAGGCAGGGCCCGAUACACCAAGAACAGGAAGACGGAGCGGUACAGCAGCUACCCAGUGUAUCACAGUGUGUAUGAGACCUUUGAGUUGGUGGAGAGGUUCUACGACCCUUCCUUCCGGAAGCUCAGAGCCGUAGCUCAGGUCAGGGGAGGCCUCAUCUUCCUAUUGGCUGAUUCACAGCUCCUCCCCCUGGAUGCCAAUCAAUACGCUGGCUCUCUGACAAAGUACGCCCACACCAUCGCUCAGCUGGGACAGAAACACCCAGAUGCUCUUGUGAAAUACGGGGUAUCAUUCGAUUCUCUGUUCUCUGCGGUGGAGAACUUCACUGUGGCUGCUAGGGACUUCCAUGAGCGUCUCAACACUCUGGACAGGACAGACCCUAUACAGAUACGUAUGGUCAAUGACCAGCUAAUGUACCUGGAGAGAGCCUUCGUGGACCCGCUGGGUUUACCUGGCCGACCUUUCUACAGACAUGUGAUCUUUGCUCCCAGCAGUCAUAAUAAAUAUGCUGGCGAAUCCUUCCCUGGCAUUUAUGAUGCGCUGUUCGACAUCGAGCUUUCAGCCAAUCCCAAACAGGCGUGGGACGAAGUGAGGCGACAGAUCAGCAUCGCUACGUUUACCGUCCAAGCUGCCGCCAUGACACUCACACCCCCUGCCUAAACAAAAGCUCUCUCACACACACACACACACACACAGCACCUGAGAAAGACACACAAGCCCUGCCUUACACUCCAUGCUUUAUCUGAGCCAGUAGUCUGAAGCCACAUCCUCUCCCAUCGCUAUCUGGCUGCUUUUAGUAAAACGGCACCAUUUUGAAAAUAAAAUCAGACUUUUAAUGAA